Molecule: messenger RNA, 982 nt
Organism: Cylicocyclus nassatus
Lineage: Eukaryota; Metazoa; Nematoda; Chromadorea; Rhabditida; Strongylidae
Source: the annotation of a GenBank genome assembly
CAUUUUGUCCGAACACCAAAGGAUUGAUCGUUAAAAGUUUGCUGCCAAACCUCGAAUGAUUGCGUACCCACCUUCACAAAGCAAACCGCUACGCUUCGAAUUUUUUAUGAGCAGCGCUGAGCAUGGUCUUCGCAUACACAGACGCUUCUCUUUCUAUGACUCCUCCUGUGAUCACAACUCAACCAGGAGCAGGAACAGCCUCUUUUCUUUAUGGAGCUGCUUUAUGGUUACCAAAGUCAAUACAUGAGGACAUACCUCCCGGUCUGGAAUACUUGACCAUGCUUGAUGAGAUUGUUAUUCAUCAGCAUUCCGAGUGUUUUGAAACAUUCACUGGAUGCGAGACCAAGAACAUGUACUCUCUGAAAAAUUCCCAUGGACAAAAGAUUUAUCAUGCUACGGAAAAAUCAAACUGGUGCACACGACAAUGCUGCGGUUCAGGAAGAGCAUUUACCAUGCAUAUCAUGGACAACUUCAACAGAGAGAUCUUGCUCAUACGACGUCCACUCAACUGCUGUGGUAAAGCUUGUUUUGGCCUUCUUCCCAGGCUAGGAUUAUGUCGAACAAAAUGCACAGUCGAGUCGCCGCCAGGGAAUGUGAUUGGCAGAGUCGAGCAACAAGGGUUUUGCUGUCAUACUUGCUUGGUCGUGAAAGAUGCAGACGGUGAAGCGAUCAUGCAAGUGCAUUCUCCCUGUUGUUUGAUACUACAUUGUACUUGCCAGGAUAAGACAUUUCCUGUGGACAAAAUUGAUGGGGAAAGCGUGGGAAGCAUUAUGAAAAAGUGGGGUGGUUGCUGUCGUGAGGCUUUUACCGAUGCAGACGAGUACAGCGUAACAUUCCCAGUAAAUCUCGAUGUGAAGGUGAAAGCGGUUCUACUAGGAGCAACAUUUCUCAUCGAUUUCAUGAAGUUCGAGGCCGAUAACCGUUGUAAUAUCAGACUUUUCUGUCGCCGAUAAGAGUCGUGAUUUGUUGGUGGCAGAUAAUA